UGCACUGACGUCACAACAAGUGAAAGAAGGAAGCAAAGCUCUCUGUAUGAGCUGUCAUUAACUAGUUGUAGAGACAGUCAGGGAAAACCUCUAAAGACAGCGCAGGGUCUGGUUACACACGAGCAACGCUCCCGUUGCCUGAAACAAAUAGAGUAGUAGUACAGAUCAAUUGGGAAGCACACACCCAAAGCGGAGCACGGGAAAUAAGGCUGCCAUGGCUGAUGUUAUACAAAUCAACGAGUCGUCUUCAUCUGACGUUGCGAACCGAUUCGCUCGCAAAGGCGCUCUACGGCAGAAAAACGUCCAUGAAAUAAAGAACCAUAAAUUUAUUGCCAGAUUCUUCAAGCAGCCGACCUUCUGCAGUCACUGCACGGACUUCAUCUGGGGUUUUGGAAAGCAAGGUUUCCAGUGUCAAGUUUGCUGCUUCGUGGUCCACAAGAGGUGCCAUGAGUUCGUCACUUUCUCCUGUCCCGGCGCUGACAAGGGUCCUGACACCGACGACCCCAGAAGCAAACACAAGUUCAAGAUCCACACCUAUGGAAGUCCCACCUUCUGCGACCACUGUGGGUCUCUGCUCUACGGACUCAUCCACCAGGGGAUGAAAUGCGACACGUGCGACAUGAACGUGCACAAGCAGUGCGUGAUGAACGUGCCCAGCCUGUGCGGCACGGACCACACCGAGCGGCGCGGACGGCUCUUCCUCACGAUCGAAGUCACCGAGGAGACCAUGAAGGUGACGGUGGGGGAGGGCAGAAACCUGAUCCCCAUGGACCCGAACGGGCUGUCGGACCCGUACGUCAAGCUGAAGCUCAUCCCCGACCCCAAGAACGAAACCAAGCAGAAGACCAAGACCAUCCGCUCCUGCCUCAACCCCACCUGGAACGAGUCCUUCAACUUCAAGCUGAAAGCCUCAGAUAAGGAUCGCAGGCUGUCUGUGGAGAUCUGGGACUGGGACCGCACCACCAGGAACGACUUCAUGGGCUCCCUGUCCUUCGGCGUGUCAGAGCUGAUCAAGUCACCGGUGUGCGGCUGGUACAAGCUGCUGAACCAGGAGGAGGGCGAGUACUACAACGUGCCCAUCUCUGAGGAGGACGACGGGAACCUGGAGCUCAGGCAGAAGUUUGAGGACUGCCAAAUUAAUUUCCACUUCCUCAAGGAUCACGAUCUGGACGACUCUGAUAAGAAAGCCAAGCUCGGGCCGGGGAAGAAAGUGAUCACGCCUUCGGACGACGACCGGAGCCUGCCCUCCAACAACAUCGACCGCGUCAAACUCACCGACUUCAACUUCCUGGCCGUGCUGGGGAAAGGCAGUUUUGGCAAGGUGAUGCUCGCGGAGAUGAAGUCCACGGAAAAGCUGUACGCCAUUAAGAUCCUGAAGAAGGACGUGGUGAUCCAGGACGACGAUGUGGAGUGCACCAUGGUGGAGAAGAGGGUCCUGGCACAGAGGGACAAGCCCCCGUUCCUCACCCAGCUGCAUUCCUGCUUCCAGACUGUGGACCGCCUCUACUUCGUCAUGGAGUAUGUAAAUGGGGGAGAUCUCAUGUACCACAUCCAGCAAGUCGGGAAGUUCAAGGAGCCUCAGGCAGUGUUCUACGCAGCAGAGAUCGCUGUUGGGCUGUUUUUCCUGCACAAGAAGGGCGUCAUUUACAGGGAUCUGAAGCUGGACAACGUCAUGCUGGACCACGAGGGCCACAUCAAGAUCGCCGACUUCGGCAUGUGCAAGGAGAACAUUUUCGAGAACGUGACCACGCGCACCUUCUGCGGCACCCCGGACUACAUCGCCCCCGAGAUUAUUGCAUAUCAGCCAUAUGGUCGGUCAGUGGACUGGUGGGCGUACGGAGUUCUGCUGUAUGAAAUGCUGGCUGGACAGCCUCCUUUCGACGGUGAGGAUGAGGACGAGCUCUUCCAGUCUAUCAUGGAGCACAACGUGUCAUACGCCAAGUCCAUGUCCAAAGAGGCGGUGUCCAUCUGCAAAGGCCUGAUGACCAAACACCCGUCCAAGCGGCUGGGCUGCGGGCCGGAGGGCGAGCGGGACAUCCGGGAGCACGCCUUCUUCCGCCGCAUCGACUGGGAGCGGCUGGAGAACAGCGAGAUCCAGCCGCCCUUCAAGCCCAAAGUGUGCGGCAAAGGGGCGGAAAACUUCGACAAGUUCUUCACCCGGACCCAGCCCAUGCUGACGCCGCCCGACCAGCUGGUCAUCGCCAACAUCGACCAGUGCGAGUUCGCAGGCUUCUCCUUCAUCAACCCGCAGUUCACGUACCCCGCCGUGCACAGCGUGGUAUGAGGGGCGGGUCCGGCACGAGCGCUGGAACGCCCACCAAGAGAAAAUCCAACCGCCCGCCCCCUUCCCCCCGACCCCCCCACCACCACCCCACCACCACCACCCCCCCCCCCCCACCCCCCACCUUUUAAGAAGAAAAUAUCAUUAAUUAACAACGAUUAAAACCCUAGGAUUCUUUCCACAGAUACAUCUGUCAUAAACAUAUCCAAAUGAGGAAAAGAAAUCCGACGUCUUCAAGCCCCCCAGCUGCGUAUUAUGUCCAAAAAAAAGUUUUUUUAUCUAAGCGGGCAUUUAAAAUUCAAACUGCCAGAAGUUUCGAAUAAAAUCUACCUACAAUUUUUCUGCUGUGUUUGGGCAAGACCACCUCACCUCACCUCGCCUCACUCUAGCCACUGUGCGAGAGGUGCUUCAGAUUACUGGGUGUAACUCAAAUCGAUGCUUCGCGCAUACCGAAAACAACAGUAGCCACGACAACAGAGGACUGAAGACGAAAUUCUGUGGUUCCUAGUGUUUUGCCCUCAAGUGAUCAGUUCCCCAUCUCGGUUCUCGGUCUUCCCAGCAAGGAAAUCAGAGAUGACACAUCGUGAGCUAAAUGCAAGAUGGCACCGUGUGUUCUCAGUGUCAUCCUGAUGUAUCUGAGAUAGUUUACAGUUGGCAAAUCGGCUCAUUUUUCUUUUUUAGUCUGUGUGCAGUAGUAUUUACGGCACGGUGGGCAUUUGGCACCUUGUGUUGGGUUUCUUCAGCGGCGCACAGUCCCCCUGUCUCUGCCUGGCUUUGUGGCCCCAGGGGCCUGAAUGCCCCCACCUGCUUCUCUCUCUCCCGCCAUUUUGUGUCGUUUGCACUGGGGUAAAAAAAAAAAAAAAGUCUCCAUCCCACCGGGACGCCCGACAGGUCGCGGAGUUUCGCUCCCCGUAUCCGAGAAAUGCGUUCUUGCGCCCCAUCCCCCCACCCCACCACCCCCCACCCCCCUUCCCACAAAGAAAUUCCCUCUUAAAAAACGUACUGAAAAACAUAGGGUCUUAUGGCAGAUGGCAGUCUUAGGUGUGCCAAAAAAAUUUUUUAUUGUAUCAAAACAUUUUUUGUCAUAUUUUUUUCCAGCAAAGCGGGGGAAAAAAAAUUGGUGUCCCUGACUAAAGUAUGUAUCACGAUUCUAUGCUUCCUGUGUUCCUCAGAAGAAGAAUAUGUCAGCUGAGGUCACCUCUGACUCAUCGCUGUUCUUUCCCAUUGGUUAAUGGGUCCCCUCUGGUACAAGCAGCAGCGGGCCAAUAUCGCCAGUGGAGUUUGGUCAUGAACACACAAAUGUACGCAGCUCUAAAAAACAGAAUCAUUUUUAAUCGUGGACAGAUAUUAAUCUAUCCUAGCACUUAAAUGCUAUUAUACUGUCAUAGGAACGACUAAUGAAGGGGGCAUUUUUACAGUGUAAAAUCUCUUUCGCUCUUUCCCUUUUAGCAGUUAGAUGGAAAACCCUAAAAACACACAGAGAUUGAAGCUUUUCCCGAAAGGAAAAAGUGGUGUUUAUGUGUAAGCAAUGGGGAGUUUGGCGAUCUGCAUUAUGCACCAUGCAAUACCGUGUUGCAUGCCUCUUUGCUCUAGACUGAAUCCUAACACCAUCCUAACAGCGUAAAACAGAGUAUUAUGUUAUUUUAAUUAAAUCCUAUGUGCUAUACUCGUGGAAGUCCUAAUUUGAUUAUGCUGUAUGUUUCAAAAUGUGUGAUUCUUUUCAUUGAUAUUUUAGGUUUAGGUUUAAUGUCCUUUUUUCUGCUUAACAUAAUGUCAUUCAUUUUUUUCCACUCAUAAAUUAGACAUUUAUAUUGUAACACAUUACAGAGUAUUAAGUAUUUUGUAAAUAUUAACAAGUUAUUUCAAAAAAAAAGUACAGCGACUUGCGGUUUUUAUACCAAGAACUGAAUGUGCUUUUAUUACAUUAGAUAGUUUAAAAUUUCUAUGUGAAAUGACCCGAAAAGAAGAUAACUUUUUAACAAUUGGAUAAAAUUCUUUAGCAGGCUUUGAUAUCAAUAAAUCAUAUGUAAUGUCCUUAGGUCUUCAUAUUUUGCGGAUUUAUCAUAAAUUUGUUUUAAUGGUUUGAUGUUUGGACAUAUCUGGACUUGACCUUGACGCGUGAGCUGGUUGAAAGCAUACUUGCCUUGGUCCUACCGUCGACACAAUAUGUUUUUGCCUUUCUUUAUCUGCAUGAGGUGAUAGGAAAUCGAUGCAUGUGAAUAACAAGGUGUUGCAUGAUACAAAGAUCACUGGUCUUACAGCAUGGUAUUAGUGUGUCCUGUCCAGUCAGAUUCUGGUACCAUACCACACGCUCUCAACUCUUGUUACUUUACUUUUUUAUAUUACAGCUAAAAUAUGUCGAAAAUAUGAAGGAUUAAUCCAUAUCUGGAGCCGAUGGUCGUUAGUAUAUGCAGUCCUUGCCUUUUAACUUUCCUGUCGUUUCCCAAUCCCCCCCCGAAACUCUUUGCCCUUGUCCGUGCCAAACCAAUGACAGACCAAACCCAAAGUAGCAGCCUUGCACUAGACAUAGACAGCUGCUCCGAUGCGUCCGUGCAGCUCCAUCAUCUGCGUGAGUGUAGAAGCCAUGUUCGCCUCUCCGUCAACCUCCUCCAUGACUCCUUUAAGCUACCGCGCGCAGGGGUGGAUUCACCCAAAAGCGAAAUGACGCAAGAACUGCAUUUUGUGACUUGACCUGACUUGACUUUGUGUCCUGCAAAAAGUAGAAACUCGAUUUUUAUCGAAAGGGCGGAUUCACCUAAAAGCGAAAUGACGCAAGAACUACAUUUUGUGACUUGACUUUGCGUCUUGUAAAAAAAAUUUAAAAAACUCAAUUUUUAUCGAACAGCCAAUUGCACGAUUUAAUCAAAGCGCUGUGCUGUGCGUCCUACGGACUUCAUCCCUAUAAAAGUAAACGACCAGGUGGAGCGAAUUCAGAAUUAAAACACUGCUUGUAAGAAUGCUGAAAUUCAGUGGGUCUGUGUUAAACAAGUGACGCACUUCACCAGGGCGAAGGACCUGAUCUCCGUAAAAGUCCUCCUUUUCUGAGAACGUCUCAGAAAUCCAUAAGUGUAUAAAAAAUGACGAGAUGAAUCAGCAGCUGAGUAGUGCUGUGUUUUUUUCAUCAGCAGAGAAUGGCCUUUUGAGCCAUUUUACGCUCUUUCUGAGUCUUGUGACGUUGCGAGGUCAUUUCAGCUCCCCCGUAAUGAGCCCACAGGCCUUCACUGAGUCCUGAGUCCACCCCUGCGGCGUGUGGCCGCGGUCGAGCUAAAGUAGCGCUCAGGCUGUUUUGAAUGCAGAAACGCGCCCUCGCCGAGCCCGUGCGCUACGCGCGGCGUUCUGGCGCCGCUGGUCCGAACGCCGCCUCGGUGAGGUUGGCGCCGGUCGGGCAGCACCGCGGUAUCGGGGUUCUGAACCGCCAUCGCUCGCCCCCUAUACCCCCCUACGCCUCUUUUACAGGAACUUGAACGAAGGAGAGCGUGACCCUGUCUCUCACCCCCCACCCCCAAAUCUCCGCCCCGCCCCGCCCCGCUUCCGACUGCCCCAUCCAAGUAUGAAUGCAUCUGUCCAUGUAUCUCCCCACCACAAUUUUCGCAGUGCCUGUUUUAUCAGUCCCUCCCUCCGGUAGAUCGAAACACCCUUUUCUCCUCUCCCUCCGUAGAGCUAGCCCGUUUACCAAAGCCCCCUUACACAGAGGUGUUUGUGCUCAGACCGAUCCUACCGGCUCCACAGAACACGUGCUCUCCUCCUGGUUCUCGCGGACAGUACAGUAGGAUGACUGAUGCGUCAAAACUGUGGAUUUGUCUUUUGUAAAAUGUCCCGUUUUAGGUUUUUUUUUGGUUUUUUUGGUGGGGGGGGGGACUUUUUAAAUUCACAGAUACGAAAAAUAGACAUUCUAUCGCGUUGAAAAUACAACUCUUAAAUGUUAGGCUUAAGUUACUGCUUAACUGAUCCACCAGUUUAUGUGUUAGUGGUACCCCCGAAACCCACUGUUUUGAUAUGUUUGUGAAAUGUAAUCCACUUCUUUGGUGUUUUUUCCUGUUAAAGAGGUAGAGUUUGACUGGCGUGUUGUUCUCACAUAGAGCACGGUGUCAACAAAUGUGGAGGUUGUCUUAUUUCAUAUAGCCAACUCCCUCUCUCUUGUGUUGACGCACGCAUAAAGCAUUUACACCCUGUACAUAAUAGGUUAAAUCUCUAGCCCGUGACAGAAGGAUGUAUAGUAUUUUGCUAUGUCGUACGUCAGCUCCUCUCGAACCUGAAGUGAAUCCUGGCUAUAUGCCUUGUGAUCAGUAACGGUGUCUGUACCUAUUGUAUGAUAAUGAACAUAAACAAGAAAUAAGGUGGUUCUACAGCAAAUAUGUACAUCCUUACUUAUUCUUUAUUUCUUUUUUCUUUUUUUUUGAAUGCUUACAUUUACUGUAAAUACAGUUUUUUCCCCAAAUUGCUUAAUUUUAACAUUCUCUGUUGUGAGUGGUGUGGACAGCGUUGUCUGUAUAAGGACAAAGCCGUCCUCUUUUUUGUGACCCUCUGUUUCCUGUUUCUUUCCCAUCUGCGGACGAGCGUGUAGGGUAACGGCAUGAAUGGAACGGCGCGCUUUUAUUUUGACAGGCCCAGCCCACGCCGCGCUUUCUUAUGAUGAUUUUAGUGUUCGGUUUCCUGAAAAUCUGUUUACCUCUGUACUAAUGUGCCACAAAUUUGUGGGCAUAAUCCUCAGACCUGAAGUUAACUUAGAGGUGAUCAUUUUAUUAAUUACUUUUUUUAAUUCCAUGUUAUCUAGAAAGAUUUUGCUAAUUUUCUUUUGAGAACAGGGGGAAGGAAGGAAGAGGGGUUAUAAAAUUCCUUUACAAAUAAAAUUGUUAUCUGAGAUGCGGAAUAUUUUUCACAGAUGUGAAAAUGAUGAACAUGACUGACUUUUUGUUCCAACAGCGAGAAGGUAGGGGGGAGGUAGGUAACUCUACAAACCAAACAGAAUAGGAAAAGAGGUAAUGUUUACAGAAAAAAGUUUGCUUUCGGGUUUAGGUUUAGGACGGGUCUAGAAUGUUCCGGGCAAGUCACUGAGAAAAUUUCGUUGGCAACUGUGGUGUGCAGAGAGGUGGCCGCCAGGUCUCGGUCAAAUGCGUUUACACGGUAGGGAGACGCUUCACAUUCCUGCUCACAGAAUGAGAGCUCUUGGCAGUACGUCCGGGGGGUGGGGGUCGCGGCACGAGAAAGAAAGCUUUCCCCCUCUGAGAAUAUCUGAGCUAGCCGCGCAGCCCCGUGGGUGCUGCCGAAAGGUUCCUCGGGGGGGGGGCGCGGAGAGAGAUCGUUUCAGGACGGUCUGCCGCAGCGAUCUGUCAGAUGACCCAUCGCAUUAGGAGAUGCGGAGACUGCUGGCAGAACCGGAGAAGUCGCCUUGUUAGGGUCAGAGGAGGUUCCGUGGCACUGAAGACACGGGGCUUGAAUUCACAAGUAAAACGUCCAGGCGCGUUUCACAGCGCGACCGGUUGUGUCCACCUCUUUGUAGACUGCAGUUGAUUAAAUGCUUGUUUUUUUUUUGUUAUCAAAUGAUUUCAGACAGUCCUCUCUUUAAAUGAUUAUCAUUGUUGUUAUUAUCAUUAUUAAUAUUAUUAUUAUUAUUAUUAUUGUCAUUCUGUUUCUUUUGUUUUGUCCCCAUCCUUUGUUUUGCAUGUUCUGCUAUGUUCCUGUUAAUUGUAGUAUGAAGGAUACUGUGUACAAAUAAAGGUAUGACAUCUAAAUCUA
Molecule: messenger RNA, 8017 nt
Organism: Anguilla rostrata (American eel)
Lineage: Eukaryota; Metazoa; Chordata; Actinopteri; Anguilliformes; Anguillidae
Product: protein kinase C alpha type
Exons: 19
Coding region: 215-2284 (689 amino acids)
Biological process (GO): intracellular signal transduction; peptidyl-serine phosphorylation
Cellular component (GO): nucleus; cytoplasm
Molecular function (GO): zinc ion binding; diacylglycerol-dependent serine/threonine kinase activity; ATP binding
Source: RefSeq, a predicted model, not a curated record